Molecule: messenger RNA, 1449 nt
Organism: Capsella rubella
Lineage: Eukaryota; Viridiplantae; Streptophyta; Magnoliopsida; Brassicales; Brassicaceae
Product: probable inactive leucine-rich repeat receptor kinase XIAO
Exons: 1
Coding region: 7-1449 (480 amino acids)
Molecular function (GO): protein binding
Source: RefSeq, a predicted model, not a curated record
ACAAAAAUGAACUCUCCUUCUUUCCACCAUCUCUUCAUCUUCACCGUCGUGUUCUUUCUCCGGUGUUUAAAUCUCACCACAGCUGCCACUUGUCAUCCCAAUGAUGAGUCAGGUCUUUUAGCUUUUAAAUCCGUUAUAACCGAAGACCCUUCGGGUAUUCUAAACACCUGGAAGAAAGGAACUGAUUGCUGCUCUUGGGACGGUGUUAGUUGCUCUAACGGCAACCGCGUCGUCGUACUCACUAUCCGCAUAGAGCCCCAUGAUGCCGAUAUCUUUCUCUCCGGAACUAUCUCCCCAUCACUGGCUAAACUCCAACAUUUGGAAGGGGUAGUCUUUAUCAAUCUCAAAAACAUCACUGGACCAUUUCCCUCAUUCUUAUUUCGAUUACCACAUCUAAAGUAUGUUUAUCUCGAGAAUUCACGUCUCUCCGGUCCUCUCCCAGCUAACAUCGGCGCGCUAAACCGCUUAGAUACGUUAACCGUUAAAGGAAACCGGUUCAGCGGUUCAAUCCCGAGUUCUAUAUCCAAUUUAACUCGUUUAAACUACCUCAAUCUUGGCGGUAAUCUCUUAUCCGGAACCAUACCAUUAGGGAUUACUAAUCUCAAGCUCCUCUCAAAUCUGAAUCUUGACGAUAACCGUCUCUCUGGAACAAUACCGGAUAUUUUCAAAUCCAUGACUAAGCUCAGAAUCCUUACCCUUUCCCACAAUGGAUUCUCCGGGAAGCUCCCUCCUUCGAUCGCAUCGCUUGCACCGGCUCUUGCGUUCCUCGAGCUAAGUCAGAACAAUCUCUCGGGGUCAAUACCAAGCUAUUUAUCAAGAUUCACAUCGCUCGACACACUUGAUCUCUCCAAGAACCAUUUUUCCGGAACCGUGCCGAAGAGUUUAGCCAAGCUGACUAAAAUAGCUAAUAUCAAUCUCUCUCACAAUCUUCUAACCGAUCCAUUCCCUGUUUUGAACGUGAAGAAUUACAUUUUGAGUCUAGACCUGUCGUACAACAACUUCCACAUGGAAAAGAUCCCAGAAUGGGUGACCUCGGCGUCGUUACUCAGCUCUUUAAAGCUAGCUAAAUGCGGAAUCAAGAUGAGCUUAGACGAAUGGAAAACAAGGCAAACUGAUCUCUACGAUUCCAUCGAUCUUUCGGACAACGAGAUCUCAGGGAGUCCAGUGAGGUUCUUGAAGGAAGAAGUGCAACUUCGAGAGUUUCAGAUGUCAGGGAAUAAACUCCGAUUCGAUUUAAGGAAGCUGAGUUUCUCGAAGACGCUUGAGACACUUGAUUUGUCAACGAACUUAGUGUUCGGUAAAGUGUCGGCGAGCGUGGCCGGAUUGAAGACACUAAACUUGAGUCAAAACCAUCUUUGUGGAAAACUUCCAGCGACUAAGUUUCCAGAAAGUGUUUUUGCCGGCAACGACUGUCUCUGUGGCUCUCCGCUGAGUCAUUGUAAAGGUUAA